AUGGGUAAAACAAGUCGGUGUGUCACUCGGCGCUCGGACUUCUGCUUGGCUCCCUUUUGGGGUAAAAGCCAGAACAAUGAACCAGAGAGACCACUUCCUUCCCUGGGUCCUGUGGCAGUGGAUCCUAAAGGUUGUGUCACCAUAGCCAUCCACGCCAAGCCUGGCUCCAAACAAAACGCCAUAACAGAUGUGACAACAGAGGCUGUAAAUGUAGCCAUCGCAGCACCUCCUUCAGAAGGUGAAGCCAACGCCGAGCUCUGCCGAUACCUGUCCAAAGUCUUAGAACUCAGGAAGAGUGAUGUGGUUUUGGAUAAGGGUGGGAAGUCUCGUGAAAAACUGGUGAAGAUUUUGGCCUCCACAACUCCAGAAGAAAUCUUGGAGAAAUUACAAAAGCAAGUAGAAAAUAAGUAG
Messenger RNA from Elephantulus edwardii (Cape elephant shrew), 411 nucleotides. Its product is annotated as UPF0235 protein C15orf40-like. Gene Ontology annotation, cellular component: cytoplasm. NCBI's taxonomy places the organism in Eukaryota, Metazoa, Chordata, Mammalia, Macroscelidea, Macroscelididae. The record is from RefSeq and is a predicted model, not a curated record. The coding region runs from base 1 to 411 and encodes 136 amino acids. The transcript is spliced from 2 exons.